CGCAACCAAAGCUUUUGGUUCCGCUUUCGCUGGUGAAAAAAAAUCUUGGAUUUGUUGCUUGUUCUUAGCUGCGGCCGUGCGUGCUAUCUCGGACAUGAAAGCGCCGUUCGUCGUCCCUACAACGCAGGGGCUAAUCUCUGAAAGCGAUCUCCAGAGAUAAAGGAAUCGAGCCUGCCCUUCGUCGUCUUCCCCGUGCUCGCUCGAAUCGCCUCAGGCGAAAGCACACAGUCAUCAGCUGGGAGAUGCGGCGAUGAUCAUCAAGCGUCGUACGUCGCGUUGACUGGCACAGCUGCCGCCGUGUGUGGGUUGCCGUCGUGUUGCGAAGCUACCGCGAGGUUUGUUUUCGCCGUUUUGUGGGCGGUGCGGGUUUUCUUGUUCCGUCAUUCAUCGAAGUUACUACUACGCCGGUCCCCUAUUGCGAACGCGCCCGAACCGUCCGGCACUGGUCCGCCGUACAGGCCAUGCCAGCGGCAGGGACGCCUGAAUCGCACCUGUUGAGCUUCCGCGCCGUGUGUUGUGGACGGAUCGCGCUACCGGUCAAGCCGCGGACGCCAGCGGCAUGACGGCGUGCUGACGCUACCUGUCAAGGCGACACACAGCCUCCGUUGAAAGCCUGUGUUGUGUGUCGGCGUCCAGCAGAAAGCUGCCAUGGCGCACCGGCUGAGCCUGUCCAAGCUGACGGGCAAGCAGGCGACGUCGCCGCCCAUGCCCGUCAUGUCCUUCCGCUACAAUCCGUGCGACGAGGACAUCCAGGAGCUGCAGCCCAUUGGCUCUUCUUCCAAGGAAAGUGGCGCCACCCAGCCGCAGCUGCAGCAGCAGACCCAGGCGAGCAACAGCUCCGUUCCGGGAGCGUCGGCGCGGGUCGCGGAGCGCUCUGCCGUCAGCACGGGCUCCCGGGACUCCUCCGUGGAACGGAGGCACUCCGUCGGUCCAGCUCCAGAAAGGCGAGCGACCAGCGCACCGGACCUAGACGUCCUGGACCACCCGCUCGCGACACUCUCGAGGGGAGCCACGCCCGAGCCUCCUGAAGUCUCCAGUGGGACAGGCACAGCAGCGCACACGUCUGAGGUGGCAUCGCCAGUGGAACCGGAGCCCGCCAAAGUGGAGUCAUCGCCAGUCAAGGACUCCGUCAAGGACUACCUUUCCAAGUUCAGCAAGAAGGCCACCAUGUCGCAUUCCGCGGCCGAGGCCAACUUGCCAACCUCGCCUAGCGCGACCUCCAACAACACUGCCGCUGGCCCCAGCGACGGUCCGGACGGCUGGUUCACGGGCCUCAAGGGGCGCCUCACCAAGCGGCUGGAAGAAAAGCGACACGGCACGCGACUGCUACGCCGAGACGACGACUCGAAGUCGACGGCUGCGACAAGCGACGUCGCGGGCACGACGGCCGGCCCCACCGCCACCUCGAUUCUGCUCCACGACGACGAGACGGCAUCGGUCCGCACAACAGGACACGCGCUAGACGAGUGCAAGGAGGCGACGGAGAAGGGCGAAGACACGGGCACGACAAGGACGGGCAGUACCAGGGUCACCACUCAAUUCACGACGACUGGCGGCGAAGAGGGCCCCGAACCCGACCUCACGUCCUGGGAGUUUGUCGAGCAGCCCGAGAGGCCCCUGAAGCAGCCCAUCCAGGCCCAGCCGCCCGCGGCCUCUCAGGACGUCUCGACCGUAAUUCGCGGCUCGCAGACGCCCAACCUCACCGCACUCGUGCACGCCAUGAUGAAGACCAACUCGUUCCUCAUAGCGGGCGUCGUCGGCCUGUUGGCCAUGGUGCUGCCCAUGCCGUCUUUCCCCAGUGGCUUUGUCGUCGGCUGCGUCGUGUGCUUCUUCGCCUUCAGCCUGCUGUGGUACCUGCUGGUGCCGACGCAGGAGCGGUUCCCCUUCGAGGUGCCCGACUACAGCAGGAUGGCGCCGCUGAAGGUACCCCGGUACCCCAUGGGCGACUCGAGUCGCCUGGACGCCAACUCGUACGAGGGUUGGAUGUCCCAGCUGCCCUUCGAGAGUGAGUAUCAUAUCGAGACGCACCACAUGAACAACACCCAGUCGGUGCACCUGGUGCUGACCGGGAACACGCUGCGGCUCCGCUGGCCAAAGCACCCGGUGCCCCGCCGAGCCAUGUGGAACGAGAAGCGCCCGGAGCCUGUGUUUGUCAGUCAGCGGCACUUCAGCCUCACCGAUGCCAAGGUCAUGCUGCUUCCAGAAAAACUGGCACGGGACAGACUGUGGAACAAGAAGUACCCGAUUUGCCUUCUGAUCCCGUCCGAGGACCACCACAUGCGCCAGACGCAGAUUGACUCCGGCCAGGCCGACACGAUGACCCGCUUCAACUCCGACGAGGACGCGAACGACACGGUCAAGGACCUCUACGUGAGGGACCCUAACCAUGACGAGGCCGACGCUGCUGCUGCCGCAGCCUCCUCCAAGGACGACCUGACAAGUCCCAAACCUGCCAUGGCUGGCAAGGACUCGAGCCAGGAGAAGGCUGAGGCACAGACGAACGGCUCCGUGUCCAAGGACUCUCAGCAGGCGUGCAUGUCGCCCACGCAGGCCAGGUUGGAGCACGAGGUGCUGUACUUGUUUGCACGGACGUGCCGGGAGAAGGAAGAGUGGUUCCGAAGGUUCCAGCUGGCCAUCGCCCAUGGCGGCAGGAGCUCAAAGGUGAGGCGGAUGCAGUUUGACGACUCGUCCAGCCAGCUGGUCACGUACGAGGCCUACAUUGAGGAGCUACAGCUGCGGCAUCGCGAGCAGCAGUGGCUCCCGUCGUGCCUCGCGAUGCCGAAGAGUUCGGCUGUGGCCUCACUGCUUCCUUCCCCACCGAGCACCGGUUUCUCAGAGGGUAUCAAGUCGGAGACACAGUGGCUGAACAUGCUGGUUGGGCGGCUGUUCUACGACGUCUUCACCCAACACGAGUGGGCUGACGUCGUCAGGCGUCGCAUCCAGAAGAAGCUCAACCGCAUCAAGGUUCCGUUCUUCAUGGAGGAGCUGACGGUGACGGACAUCCACCUUGGCUCGCAAUUGCCGUACAUACGGCGCACCUCGGAGGCCAUGGUGGACAAGCGGGGCGUCUGGGUCGACAUGGACGUCACCUACAACGGGGCCUUCUACAUGACCCUCAGCACCAAGCUCAACCUAAUGCGGCUCAAGCGCUCACAGACUGAGGAGAUGCAGAGCCUUGCCAUAAACCAUGAUGCCUAUGACGACGAGAGUGCCGCUUCCUCAUCGGACGACGAGGCAGCUGGUGCUGACAAGGGGGAGUCGAGCGCCAUCUCUCGAGACCCGAGCUCCGCGACAGGCACGGGCAAGAAGCUGCUGGAGCUGGUGGACAAGAUCGCCCAGUCGCGCUACUUCCAGCAGGCCACCGAGAAUCGCUACAUCAAGCGCAAGAUGGAGGAGGUCUCCAACACGCCCCUCGUGCUCACCGUCGAGAUUAGCCACCUGGUGGGCACGGUGGCCCUCAACAUCCCGCCUCCUCCUACAGACCGCGUCUGGUACGGCUUCCGCACGCUGCCCAAGAUGCAGCUGGUGGCAAGACCCAAGCUUGGAGCCAAGGAGGUCACCAUCGCCCGGGUCACAGAGCGCAUAGAGAAGAUGCUCUUCCUCGAAUUCCAGAGGAUUUUCGUCAUGCCCAACAUGGACGACUUUGUGGUGCCGUUCAUGUUCAGCGACGUCACGGAAUCGUGAGGUGCAUUUUUGCACAGCCCGUCCCCACCAAAAACAAAAAAAAAAAAGAUGGCGAGUGAGAACAGUGGUAGACGAUGGCACUUUUGUCGUCUGCUGCAGCGACACAAUGUCCUUGCAUACUUUGGAGAGGACGUCACCUGCACUCGGAGAUUACGAACUGUUUUGAACCACUUAAUGAUAUUCUAUUGCUUGGUGUUUUAUGUACAUUUUUGCUGCCGUCGCUUUGCACAGUUUUCUUUCUUUUUUUCUUUUUGUACCGACGGCUUUCUUUCUUUGAAUUUUAUAAACACAGAUCUGCGAUCACCAUUGUGUUGAAUUUAGUUUCUUUCAACGCACAUCUCUACUGUAGCUGCAGGAGGAAAAAGUUAUUGCGUUAUCGUUUUUAUUAUUAGUACUUUUUAUUGACAUAACCCUUUCUGCACUCUAGUGUUUCGGAGAUUUCUGCCAUACAAUUUGUUGUUGUACAUGUUUAGGAAAGAGAAAGUUAAGACGGAAUGAGCAUUUGCAUCUGAACAACUGUGAUGUGUUGGCUGCAAAAGUGUAUUUGUUGUGUUCAAGUUUCUUUCUUCAUUGGCUUUGCCUAUUAUGCAGCUUCUUCUUGCAGCUCUUAAUCCACAACCAAAAUGUUAUUCAAACAAUGUUCUUGCUGCAUACUCGGAUAAAAUAAGCAAUUCUUUAGAAGGAACUCUGCUUUCACAGCUCGUGUGGAUAUACAAGAGCUUUCCUGCUAGUUGAGCCAUAUGCUCCUUUCGUUGCAUCUUUUUGAAGACAAUCGGCAAUUUUCGCAAUUGACAACACUCAUGUGCCCAUUACAGAUGAAUGUCGUGUGCGUACUGUUGCAAUUGUUAGCCUUGAUGUCACAGUCUUGUUAGGCUUGAUGUCAAGGUCUUGUUAGGCUUAACAUCAAGGUCUUGUUAGGCUUAACGUCAAGGUCUUGUUAGGCUUAACGUCAAGGUCGUCUUAAGCCUAACAUCUAGGGUUUGUUGAGCUUGACAAGCAAUUUGAGGGCACACGUGGGCGGCCAGGCCUUCCCGUACAAAGUCUUUCAGAACACUUUUAAAGCUUCAUGUUCGCCAGAAAGGUGCCAGAAGUCUUCUGUGAAGUUUAAGUAAACUUGGCACUUGGUCCAACAUGACUGCACUGGAUACGAGAGGAGAAACAGUACAUGGUGAUUGUCCAAAGUAGUAUUACAGGGAGGAACGAAGUUUGCACGGUGAAAGAUUUUUACCACUAGGUUUUUUAAACGGCUGGGAGAAGUGAGCGAAUGAAGUGCGUCUUCCACAAACGUUUCUGAAAGGAAUGCUGUGUGUGUUGCCGUCGCCACGGCAUCGAGUGCGCACAUUGCGUUCUAUUGCAGGUUUCUCAGGUUUAAGUCGCGACAAAGUGAACUUGUUGCCGAUGGCUGCGUGGUUGAGGAUUUCGCCGAAAAUGUAGCAUCAUUUUAAUAUGUACGUCAUCGUUAGUUCUUUUUUUUUCUUGGUGUUGUUUCUGUGAUUUGUAUGUGGUGAUCUUGGGUGUUGUGCAUACUUCAGUGCAACUUGCAACGUCUGGCAAAUAGCAACUUUUUGCGCUACAGCAUCGGUGCUGCACGUGCAGUGUGCAGUGCAUUUUCAAAUACCCUUGCAGCACUCGCUUGCGAGGUGUCGGAUCGGUUGCAUUUUGUGUGUGUGUGUGUGUUUAUUGUGUGAUAAAAUACUCUUCGCAAACCAAGAAAAAAAAAAGCCGAGAUUUAAAGAGAGCGUUUGUCUUUUUUGUAAUGUUAGCCCUGGUGAUCGAUGAUGCUUAGAUGUGGUCCCUGUAUACGUAGCCCAAGAUUCUAUGUGCAUUCCCUACUAUCCAUUAUGAACGAGUUUUCCCGAAAAAAAAAUGUGAGCACUCAAAUUUGUACUUUUCUAUUGAACAUCGAAAUCAGGUUGACGGUGCCACAUGAAAGCUUUGCUGGUGUUGCACUUACAUGUCGCAUGAAGGCUUGUUUUAAGGCAAAAAAGAAAAAAAAGUGCAGAGCUUUUACGUAGGGUUAGGUUUGGUGUACUGUACCCCGUUUUCUUGCAGCACACAUUGACCCUGUCCUCGAGUGCUAACUACAAAUUGUUUCACUAGCAGUAGCAAUUGUAAUUUUUUCAGCUUCAUGAGUAUGAGUGAGUGUUGAGCUCUCAAGAUUUGUCAUCCGGUGUUAAGCUGCAUUGAGUUAAGGUUGAUAUCUGUUUGCACUGUACCAGAAACAAAUCAGCACGGUGUGGUGUGUCGUUGAUGCAACUGAUGACGCCCGAGAUUAACGUAUCUUGAUGGUGGUGCAUUCCUUAUAUAAGCAGUAGUACCCUGCUCAGUUGUCUGUUUCGUUGUAGCCUAGUGCACUUUUGUGCAUGGUUAGAAAGUGCACCUAUUCGUUUAAGCCCUGUCAAGACAAACGGAAUAUAUAGUUUCCUUUCAAUGGAUCUUGACAGAAGGAUUGAUGUCAGUAGAGGAAGAUGUGUAUUUAUAUUUAAUAUAUAGUGUGUGUUUUCUCCUGCUUGUUCUAAGUGUGCUGUACUUUAUUUUUUUUUUUUUUUUGUGCUUGUGGCUCAAAGCAAGGCCACGUAGGUCUCUAUUUUGUUUCUCUGCUGCCCGGAUCACACUUGCAGCCUUCGUCAAAAGUGUAUGGGCCACAAUAUGUGCAGCAGAGAUUAAUCCUUGGCUGCAGUUCAUGGGCCUGCUGUUCCUUGCCCCACUGCACAAAAGCUAGAGAGAUUGAUGCAAAAAUCUUGUUUUUCUCCUUGAGAGCUCUGGGGAGUUUUAAAGCCCAGCUGCAGUUUCGAUCUUUGUGGUGUGGCCUUGACAACUUUGACGAGGGCUAUGCACACACCAGAUCUGUUAACAGAAAUAUGCAAGCGCAUGGCUGACAGCGGGCCGGUGUCGUCUGCUGAUAACCACGGGCACUGUCGGCGAUGUUGUGAGCAUGUGGUGCAGAAGUCGGGUGCCCACUUUUGAGCAUCCAUGGCUAGAGCCAGCAGACCUGCUUGAUCAGGACAGUCGAGCCGGCGAUUGCCAGCAGGCAGUGCCAAUGGUACUGUCGACCACAUGCUCGCGUGUUUCUAGUACCAGAUCUGGGCUCUCUGCAUCGCCGGAUGUUGGAGGUGGUUUAAGGGAGUGUACUGUGGAGUGAGAUAUCUUUAUUUUUAUUUAUUUUUUCUGAUCCAGGUUACUGAGGUUGUCUGGCGAGAUGUAUGCCAUGUUGUUCCGUCCGAAGCUCAUGAGGCUGUUGGCACAAGUGCGGCUUUGUAUUGAAUGCAUUCCUUUUCGCUGCAGCCGUGUUUAUUCUUGGUUGCAGCUCAUUAGGCUGACCUUUGGCCACUCGGGCAGCCGUGUAGAACAAUCCUCUGGCAAGUCUCUGUUCGUGGAAACAGUGCCGUCGGGGCGCACUUAGAACUUAGACUUCAGCCUGCCCCUAAAUUUGCUUGUGUACUUUUCUGUCUCGAAGAUAUCCGCAGCAUCCUUUCUGUCCGCACAGACAGCUACCUAGCUGUGUCAUUUGCUUUGCCCGAUUUUUUUUUUUCUCUCUAUUUGCCUAAAGCUUCACGUUGCACACACUUGAAAAGGUGGAGCACAUAUACAGUCAACAUCGAAAGUUUUCGGACCGUGAAAUCUAACACAAUGUUGAAUUCCCGAGCAGUUCGUGGCCGUACCCAGGAAAACCGUAAAAAUACUUUGUUGCCUACAGAUACUAGUACAGUUGAGCCUUGUUAUAACACAGAUAUAACGAAUCAUCAGAUAUAACAAUAUAAAUUAUAUUUUUUCUCGCUGAUUUCAGUGUGUAAGGAAUAUGUGCUUAACGAAUAUUUGAUAAAUCUCAAGUACCCUAGUGUCAGAUGCAACUUCAUUAUAAGAAAAGUUGACUGUAUAUGAUGAAAUUUCAAAUACCAGGCUAUGUACCCAAGCCAUGGAAACAGCUAUUAAUUUUUUCUCAGAUCCCACUGCCCAUAAGCUUCUGAUGCCGAUUGUACAUAAAGCUAAGGAACUGCUUGUGUCCGUGAAAAAUAUUUCGCCUGUAAUGCCGAAAGAAAAUCGAGCUAUACGAAUUGCAGAAUUUCUUUCCAAAUCUUCUCCUGUGCUAUCUUGAAGUCUUCCUUUACCGAUGGCUUCUAAGUAGUGUGGCACAGACCACGUGGUUUAUAUAUAAAGCAGAGCAUAACGUAUGGCAGAAGUUCAGAUUGAAAUGGAUAACGUUCGUUUAGAUAAGUUUAGAUGUGGCACUAAGGAAAGGCUCAACUUGCAUUUUCACUGUAAACUGUUUUGACUUGCGGAAGCAACCGAACGUGUGAGGUCACUUUUAAGCAGCUCAACCAUUCGCUCUCCCCUUCCACACACUGAAUCCACGAGUGGCCACUGUCCUCAUCUCAAUCUAUGGUUUUUAGAACUUUGUUUUUCUUUUUUUUUUUUCUUUUUUGCUCUUGGCAUUAUAUUCUGUCCUCCUAGUCUGUACGGUGCUUAAAACUCGUUAUAUCUUGGUGCAAUGUAGAAAAGAGAUCCUGCAUUAUUUUUAGUGAAGUAUGUAUAUGUAUACCCGUAUGUUUGCAUCCCAGCCUGUGGCAUGUUCUAGUCUGUCUACUAUGGAUGUCUCUCUGAGCAGGUAUAGGGGGGGUGAUUGCAUGGCAAACAGCAGAGCGCGCACUGUUUUUUGCUUGGCACAGGAAGUCGGCACAUGCACUUGUCAUAUCAUUUAUUAAAACAAUCGAAAGUUCUGUA
Messenger RNA from Dermacentor silvarum, 8406 nucleotides. Its product is annotated as testis-expressed protein 2-like. Gene Ontology annotation, cellular component: endoplasmic reticulum. NCBI's taxonomy places the organism in Eukaryota, Metazoa, Arthropoda, Arachnida, Ixodida, Ixodidae. The record is from RefSeq and is a predicted model, not a curated record. Gene Ontology annotation, molecular function: lipid binding.